Prunus mume (Japanese apricot) is the source of this 1188-nucleotide messenger RNA. NCBI's taxonomy places the organism in Eukaryota, Viridiplantae, Streptophyta, Magnoliopsida, Rosales, Rosaceae. The record is from RefSeq and is a predicted model, not a curated record.
AUGGCCAUGUUUCUUCUUCCUCUUAUAAUUUACUUAACAUCAUUCUCUAUCUUCUUUCCAUCUCCAUCUCAUGCAGCAGACACACUCACACCUUCAGACACUUUGAGAGACAAUCAAACCCUGGUCUCAGCCGGAGGAGUUUUCGAGCUCGGCUUCUUCAGCGAUUUAAUUUCAGGAAACCACUAUCUGGGAAUUUGGUUCAAAGCUGAUGCUGCCAAGGUUGUUUGGGUUGGUAACCGCGAAGCCGCCAUAUUAGAUUCCUCCGGUGUGCUCCAAAUUCGAUCAGGAAAUCUGCUUCUCUCCGACCGCCGGCAGCUGCAAGUCAUAGUCAACUCAGCAAAUGUUGCCUCCUCCCCCAACACAAUCGCAACACUUCUUGACACCGGAAACUUUGUUCUUAAAGAAGAAGAUACAGAUACUGUUAUAUGGCAAAGUUUCGAUGUACCAAGUGAUACAUAUCUUCCUGGGAUGAAACUAGGGUUGUUUGGCCAAAACACAACCCAACCAAGCUUUCACUUUCUGGUUUCUUGGGUAAGCCCCCAAAACCCUGCUCGUGGCCUCUUUACUUUAACCCUGGAUCAGGCCAACUCCACAAAGGUGGUGGUUUGGAGAGGAGAUGGACGCCAUAUGGAUAUCGCUUUCUGGGACGGGCACAACCUAAGGUUCAUUUUUGACAACACAAGUAGCAAAAAUGACUACAAUUUUAGCUACCACCCCAUUGGAGAAGAAGAUGCCUACUACACUUUUAGCAAGGGAAGAUACGAUCUCAUGUGGUUUGUGAUGGCUUCAACUGGAGAUUUGGACCAGUUUUUCUUAUUGGAUGGAAAUAUUUGGUCUAUAAGUCAUCGUUUGUGUGAAGACUUCGCUGGGGGUAAUACUGGAAAGUGCUUGAGUUCAUUGCCAUCUAUAUGUGAGAAUGGUGAUAGCUUUUCUGUGAUGAAUGGUUCGUUGCCAUCUACGUUUAAUAGUGGUGGCUGGAUUAAUAUGGGAACUAGCGAUUGUGAAACUUUGUGCAAGAGCAAUUGUUCUUGUACUGCAUUUGUUUCGGUUCAGAAUGGUCAACAAGUUUGCCAACUUUAUUAUCAGAGUAGAAAGGAUCUUUUGAAGAUUGUGAAGAAGGGGCCAGGUAUUGUUUACAUUCGUGGUGGUGCUACUUCUUCAAGUGGUAAGUACAAAAUCAUCCUAUAG